Rubroshorea leprosula is the source of this 901-nucleotide messenger RNA. Lineage: Eukaryota; Viridiplantae; Streptophyta; Magnoliopsida; Malvales; Dipterocarpaceae. The record is from the annotation of a GenBank genome assembly.
AAUGUCAAAAAUAAUGGCUCACAAAGAGAAGGGCGCAACGCAAAUCUCCAAGAAAAGUAGCAUGGACGGUAGGAUGAAGGAGGUGCACUACAGAGGCGUAAGGAAGAGGCCGUGGGGUCGGUACGCGGCGGAAAUCCGAGAUCCAGGCAAGAAAACCCGGGUUUGGCUAGGCACGUUCGAUACCGCCGAGGAAGCUGCAAGAGCGUACGACAAGGCGGCGCGUGAGUUCCGUGGAUCCAAGGCGAAGACUAAUUUUCCAACCCAGGAGGAGGCGAAACAGAGUCCUAGCCAGAGCAGCACCGUGGAGGAGUCCUCCAGCCCACCGGCGGAGCGUGAGGUGAUCCGCGGUGGUGGGAUAGUGGGGAGAUUCCCCUUCUCGUUCCACCACCACCACCACCAGCAGCAGCAGCAUAUGGUGGGUUUCGGGAGUGGUCCGCUGGACGGUGUUACUCACGCGCGGCCGGUUUUAUUUUUUGAUGCGUUUGGGAGGGCGGAGGUCGUGGGCCAGGUGUACCCCGUGGGGUUUGGCCCGGUCGGAGUUGAGUUGAGAAUGGGUUUUGGAGGAGUUCAGAGUGAAUCGGAUUCCUCUUCCAUCGUCGAUUGCAAGCCGAUCAGAGGCCACGAUUUUGACCUCAAUCUCCCUGCUCCAGUGGAUACUUAAUAGUAUAAUUCCUAAUUUUCUUAGCAUUUACGGUGAAAUUUAAUGUUAAUUUUCAUACCGAGAGUAGAAGGAAAAAACUGGAGAAAAGAAAAAAAUGAAUGAGGGAAAAACUGUUUUACAUUUGGUUUAUCCUCGGAUGUACAGAAGUAGUUUAGGAACGUAAAUCAGUAAUGCCUUGCCUUGUACUACUGUUAUUUCUUUCUUAACUAAGAGGAACAAAUAUAAAUUUCUCAUAUUAUU